CCUGGGUUCUGGUUUGGAUGGUGUAUAGUGCAUAAUCGAAUAUUAUACGCAACUGUUUGGUGCGGUGCGUCGUCGAAGAAUACUUUUACUUUUGCUUUUGGGUUCGAGUGUGACCUGAUUUUUUAAAUUGUUUUGAGAAUAUAAUCUAGGAUGAAUCUUACGAUAGAUGUACCAAAAUGGUAUGCCGGCCAAAAAAUCUUCAUCACCGGUGCUACCGGUUUCAUGGGAAAAGUUUUAGUCGAAAAAUUAUUAAGAUGCUGCCCCGACAUUUCGACCAUUUACAUUAUCAUCAGACCUAAAAAGGGAAGAAACACUGCUCAACGUUUAGAGGAUUUCUUGAACAGCCCAGUUUUUGAUAAACUGAGAGAUCACCCAAAAAGCGAAAAAGUCUUAAGUAAACUCAAAUGUCUUAACGGUGACGUCAGCUAUCCUAACCUGAACCUGUCCGACUCGGACGUAUUGGAACUAGAAGAAAACGUGACGACAGUAUUCCAUAUGGCUGCCAAUGUUCGAUUUGAUCAACCCCUAAAAAGUGCUGUUCUAUUAAAUACAGGGGGUACUUUGAACGUCCUCGAACUAGUUUGUAGAUUUAAGAAUCUUAAAGUAUUUGUUCAUACGUCAACUUCUUAUUGCCAUUGCGAUCAAACUAAGUUGGAGGAGAGGUUGUAUCAGGCACCACAUAAUCCAAGGCAUAUUCUGGAUUUAGUAAAAUGGAUGGAUGGUGAUCUACUAAAAAUGCUUACUCCAAAACUACUGAGCAAUUCUCCUAAUACUUACGCCUAUACAAAAUGCUUGACUGAACAGCUAGUGUCGGAAUAUUCGGAGAAACUGCCUAUAGCGAUCUGUAGGCCAUCUAUUGUAAUAGCGGCCUGGAAGGAACCUUUACCAGGUUGGGUGGACAACCUCAAUGGUCCCACAGGAAUCCUUAUAGGAGCUGGAAAAGGUGUGAUCAGAACCAUGCACUGUAACGCUGAAUUUAUUGCUGACGUAGUUCCUGUUGAUGUCAGUGUAAAUAGUUUGAUAUUAAUCGCUUGGAAAAGGGGGUUACAUCUUGAAAAAUUUGCGCCAGUGGAUGUCUAUAAUGUAACUGUAAACCAUAGGUUCGCAAAAAGCUGGGGAGAAGCAUUGGCUAUGGGAAGAAGACAUUUUUACGAUUAUCCGUUCAGUGUUUGCCUAUGGUAUCCAGGAGGAGACAUAAAAAAUACAUACUUAGCUCAUUGUAUUGCUGCAUUUUUCUUGCAUAUUAUACCAGCCUAUUUGGUGGAUUUUGUUAUGUAUUUGACAAAUAACAAACCAUUUUUGGUUCAAACACAAAAACGUAUUCAAAACGGUCUGAGCGUGCUCCAGUACUACACGACGAGGCCGUGGUACUUUUGCAACGAAAAACUUCACAGAGUUGCCGAAAAUUUGAGUACCGAAGAUCAGGAAACGUUUUAUCUUGAUAAAGGUCAAAUAAUGAAUGAUCAAUUUAUGAAGAAUUACAUCUUGGGUGCUAGAAAAUAUUGUGUCCAUGAGGAACCUGAGACUAUACCUUAUGCAAGAAAAGUUUUGAAAAGGUUGUAUUAUCUGGAUGUUGUGAAAAACUUUAUUUUGGGAUUCUUGCUGCUCUGGGGCUUCUAUUUGCUGGUGACUAGUUUGACGGAUUCGACAGAUAGCUCUUCAGGAAAAUUUGUAAACACGUCACAAACGGCACCGUUGGCCACUUAUUUAAUUAGUGAUCCUUAAGGUUUCGAAAACUUUGACAUGGAUUUAAAUUUGUAUUUUUAUAUUUCUGAAAUAAUACUCUCUUUUGUAUUGUAUUGCCAUACAUUUUUUUUUUUUUUUUGCAAUACAUUAUUUAAACGAUAGCAAUUUGUUUCAAAUUUGAUUCAAUUAAAUUUUUAAUUUAGUAGUAAAUUUAGUAUUAACUAUAAGAAAUUUAAUUGUUUAUUAUAAGUGAAACAAUAUCCCCAAUAUGUAUAUUUUCUUUUAAUAAUAAAAUACAUAUAUAAAUUAAUUAAUUUCGCCCUGUAAAAACGGUUUUAUCCCCAUUUAUUGCUUGUAAUUUUAUAAGGAUUCGAACUGACAUUUUAAGGAUUCCUUUAGGGAGAGUUACUUAACGAGACCCAUGUAAGGGAUUUAGUAUUAGAGUGUUAUUUCUAUGAAGUGAAUUAAAAUCUAUAAAAAUAAAUUACCAUGAUUGUCAACAUGAAUAUAUUGGCUAUUUCAGAUAUUAUGUAUUUCAAGUAUAUUUUUCUGAUUAUUAUUUUGGUGUUUUUGUAUUGAGUUUGAGAAUAUCGAUCCAAGUGGUAAAGUCAACACUGGAUAAAUGGUCGAAAAGACAACAUUUGGCACGUUGGAAUACGACACCCGGACAAAAUCAUGCAAAGGUCCUUCACUUGAGGAAGCAUCAGUACAGAAUGGGGAUACUCAAUGGACCAACUGAAUGCAGACUCUAUGGAGAGCAAGACGAAACAGCUUCCCACAUCAUAUAUGACUGUGUGGUCCUAUCACACAAAAGAUACAGACUCUUCGGAGCAAUACAGAUCAAGGAUAGACUACCGCCUGAAAAUCUUGUCCAAGGUCUAUAAGGCCUGAUAUAGGGAAGAAAAGAACUCUAGUAGGGCAAAGAAGGAAAUUGAGGAGCACAAUAAGCCGACAGGUUGCAGUAGAUGGAAGGCCACAGCGCCUGGAUCCCCCUACAACCAACCAAUCAACCAACUCACAACUAAGCUCUUAUUUAGACUGACUUUCACUUAAUACUACUACGCACUAUUCAUAGCAGACAGUGUACUCAGGAUUUAUCUAGAAAAACCCGGCACCCAUACUUGAAUAGAAUUCUUCAUCCGGGCUCUCAAGGCAAUUUCGCAA
Molecule: messenger RNA, 2850 nt
Organism: Ceutorhynchus assimilis (cabbage seed weevil)
Lineage: Eukaryota; Metazoa; Arthropoda; Insecta; Coleoptera; Curculionidae
Source: the annotation of a GenBank genome assembly